ACGUCACACGUCGUCCAGAGAUCCAGAAUGCCGUGCUGCAAUUGUCAAUUGCACAGCACCCUAUAAUUAAGUCGCGCAACGCUGAAAUAAAAAUGUGAACCGCAUGAACAAGUUUUUCGCGUGUAUUUUCGGUGAUUUUUGUUUUUUUCGAGUGACUUUUCAGCUUAGGGCUAUUAAUAGUACUUAAAUUUGUGGAUUUUUAAAUAACUAAGCUUUAUUAACACAAAAAAUUAUGCAGGAGAUAUACAUUGACAUUCCACGAGCAUCAUUCAUGACUGAAAGAUACCUUUCGGACAUAAUGUCGCCAACGGCAACCUUGGUAUCGCAACCUGCGAGUUUGAACUCAGGAUUGCUGCACAGCAGGAACAGGCAGCAGGACUACAACAGUACUGGAUCGGGAAGUUCCAUGAUCACGUCAUAUUUCCCGACCACCAACUGGUAUCAGUACGAAGGAUCUGAUCAAUAUCAGCACAAACUUCUAUCUCCGACAUGGAACCCAUUUUCCACCCCCCAGUACCAGUCGUACAACGUCUACAGUGGCUACUCAAACUCGAGUAUACACGACCCCAUCCAAGACUUAUCCGACCAAUUGGCUGAUUUGACGUUUGACAGGCGACCAAUCAAACGACCGCCGCCAUCCUACCUGUGCCAUCUUUGUUUUCAAAAGGGCCACUACAUCAAAGAUUGUCCGCAGGCUAGACCCAAAGGUGAGGGCAAGACCCCUUACCAGGGCAGAAAAAGGUGCUUUGGAGAGUACAAAUGCCCUAAAUGCAAGCGAAAAUGGAUGUCGGGGAAUUCUUGGUCCAAUAUGGGGCAAGAAUGCAUCAAGUGCCAUAUAAAUGUUUUUCCACAUAAACAGCGUCCUCUGGAAAAACCUGACGGUCUUGACGUUUCGGACCAAUCAAAGGUACAUCCUCAGCACCUCUGUCAAAAAUGCAAAGAACUUGGUUAUUACUGUAGGCGAGUGCAGUAACCUAAGAAUUAUUAUACCUCAUUUUAUUUUAUAUUAUUAUUUUUUUUAUAUUUUAUUACUUUUUAUAUUAUUUUUUAUAUAUUUUAUUUUGUUCUGUACUUAAUUUCCCCCCAUUGUUUUAUUUUGGCAGCUG
Molecule: messenger RNA, 1106 nt
Organism: Brassicogethes aeneus
Lineage: Eukaryota; Metazoa; Arthropoda; Insecta; Coleoptera; Nitidulidae
Source: the annotation of a GenBank genome assembly